CCCCCCGCGCCCGGCCGGAAGCGGCGCGAUGGCGGCCCGAGCCCGGUCCGGUGCGGCCGCGGCCCCGGUUCCCCGCGGCCCCGCGGGCUGAGGCCGCGCCCGCCCGGUACCCUCUCCCGGUGCGCUCCCGGUCCUGCCAUCGCCAUGGCGCUCAUCGAGGGCGUCGGCGAUGAGGUGACGGUGCUGUUCGCGCUGCUGCUGGCGGCCGCCGUGCUGGGGCUCGCCUGGGCCUCCACGCGCGCCCCCGAGCCCGCGGCGCCGCCGGCUGAGGCGGCCCCGAGCACGGCCCCCGCCGAGCGCAAGGCCUCGACCCCGAACCCGGCCCCGGCCCCGGCCGACGGAGCGGCGGCCCCCGAUGAGGCGGAGGGGCUGCGGCACCGGAACUCUCCCGCGGCCGCCCCCGAGGGCCCCGCCGAGCCCACGCUGGUGCUGCGGCUCAAGUUCCUGAACGACACGGAGCGCCUGGCGCGGGUGCGCCCCGGGGACACCGUCGGUGCGCUCAAGAGGACCUACUUCCCGGGGCAGGAGCAGCAGGUGCGCUUGAUCUACCAGGGGCAGCUGCUGCGUGACGACACCCAGAGCCUGGCGGGGCUGCACCUGGGCCACCUGAGCGUCCUGCACUGCCACCUGUCCCCGCCCAGCGCGGCCCCCACGGCCCCCGGCAGCCCCGGUCCCCGCAGCCCCGCGCCCGCCGCGCUGGGCGUGGGCAGCCUGGCGCUGCCGCUCUUCGUGCUGCUGCUGGCCCUGCUCUGGUACCUGCAGCUGCAGCACCGACACGUCUUCACCGCCACCGCCACCACCUGCCUGGCCGGCCUCACCCUGCUCGUCACCUUCGUGGCCUUCGCUAUGUACCGCAGAUAGCGCGGCCCGGACCAGCCCUGGGACACGCGGGACCUGGAGCCACGCCCGGGACACUCAGAGCCUGCCAGCCCACCUGGGCCGUGCAGGGCUCUGCAUUCCGCCCGCUCAGCGCACCGGGGGCACGUGGGGCCUGCCCGCCGCCUGAAGCGGGACUGGGCCCUGGGCUGUGUCCCCCAGGAGUCCCGAGCAGGCGCCCACCCGGCCCUGUCUGCACACAGGGGCUGUGGCAGGAGUGGGGGCUCAGCUACCUCGGGGGGGUCCCGGUGCCCCCGUCCCUGCACGGAGCAUCCCCCCAGCCACUCCGCGUGCAGAAGCUCCGAGCUGCUGUCCGUGCCCCGUGAGCUUCUCCUCGUGGGACUGCGGCCUGGCUCCUCCCGGGGUCCCAGUGCCUGGGGAGGGACAUGAGCCCCUGGGGUGCCGAGGGUCCUGGUGCCGGUGGGAUGCGUUCCUGAGGUCUCUGUGCCGGGGGAAGAUCUGUGCCCCCAAGCGGUCCCGGUGCCGGGGGUGGCUGCACUCCCCACUGUCCCGGGGUUCCGAUGCUGUGUUGGGGGGUGCCACCCCCCGCCGCCGUUCCGAUUAAAGCGGACAGACUGUGA
Molecule: messenger RNA, 1457 nt
Organism: Pyrgilauda ruficollis (rufous-necked snowfinch)
Lineage: Eukaryota; Metazoa; Chordata; Aves; Passeriformes; Passeridae
Gene: TMUB1
Product: transmembrane and ubiquitin like domain containing 1
Exons: 2
Coding region: 145-861 (238 amino acids)
Molecular function (GO): protein binding
Source: RefSeq, a predicted model, not a curated record